AUUAAUUAUACUAUUGUAUGACUAAAAGUCAUACAAUAUGACUUUUGGUAAUUGUUGUAUACCAGUUGGAUAAAUUAUUAACCUCCAUCAGUCUUGAAGAAGAUUUAAUAAACUGACAGUGCCUGGAUACAUAUUUUUUAUUAACCUAUAACUUAAAAUGAUGAGAUACCUAAAAACAUAUAGGAAGAUUUGGAUUAAUUGCAAUAAUGUUAAGUUUUACGAAUUAUUUACUUGUCAUUAUUAUCAUUCUAGCACGUACAUCAUUUAUUAAACUUAAAAAGUUUCUUUGUUGUCGGGAUAUAAUGUUAGAACUACGCCUGAAAAUGCUUCGAUGGUCUCUACUCUUCUUUAUGGUUUGGAAGCUUGGACACUAAAACAAGUUCAUCUGAAUAAGUUGGCCGCCUUUGAAUUUUGGUGUUCCAGAAGAAUCCUACGAAUAUCAUGGAUUCAAAGAACGUCAAACAUGGAAGUAACUAGAAGGAUAGGAAAUGAGGCGGAAAUAAUAUUAACAAUUAAAAGACGAAAACUUGAGUACUUGGGACAUGUGAUGAAAGGGAAAAAAUACGCAUUAUUACAACUUAUUAUUCAGGGCAAAAUCCGAGGAAAGCGAAAUGUGGGAAGACGAAAACUAUCCUGGAUUAAGAACUUAAGGGAAUGGUUUGAAUGCUGUAGUGCAGAACUUUUUAAAGCGGCAGUAAACAGAGUCCGCAUAGCCAUGAUGAUUUCGAACCUUCGAUAG
Diabrotica balteata is the source of this 739-nucleotide messenger RNA. The record is from the annotation of a GenBank genome assembly. NCBI's taxonomy places the organism in Eukaryota, Metazoa, Arthropoda, Insecta, Coleoptera, Chrysomelidae.